This is a messenger RNA of Amaranthus tricolor (Joseph's coat), 630 nucleotides long. RefSeq lists its product as uncharacterized. The transcript has a single exon. Lineage: Eukaryota; Viridiplantae; Streptophyta; Magnoliopsida; Caryophyllales; Amaranthaceae. The coding region runs from base 1 to 543 and encodes 180 amino acids. Gene Ontology annotation, molecular function: RNA-DNA hybrid ribonuclease activity; nucleic acid binding. The record is from RefSeq and is a predicted model, not a curated record.
AUGAAUUUUCAUAAGCUUAUUAGAGACUUCAAUCAAUAUGCCUCAAAGGUUCAUGUCCCUUGCCAAGAGUCUCUGUUGAAGUUCCAGUCUUGGUGUCCUCCACAUGAAGGUUGGGUGAAGAUUAAUUUCGAUGCUCAUGUGGGUGUUGGCUUAUAUCGUGGCCUUGGGGUGGUGAUCAGAGAUGAUAAUGGCAAGCUCCUUAUAGCGGGGGUCCGUAGAGUAAACUCGAAUUGGUCUGUUGAGAUGUGUGAAGCAGCAACCGCAAUGUUUGGUGUGGAAUUGGCAGUUCGCUUUAGGUACCGUUAUGUCCAGCUUGAAGGUGAUUCACUGACAGUCGUGAGAGCUAUUGAGAAUCGAGUGGAAGGCUUCUCUCCUAUCCAUUUGAUCUAUGAUGAUAUCUUCUAUCUUUGUACUAGUUUUUUGGAUUUUGGUUGUAGUUUUGUUAGCCGCAAUGACAAUACUUUAGCUCAUUUAGUGGCUAAGUGGGAUUCGGGGGCUGCUAACGAAAAAAUCUGUAUGGACUCUUUCCCGAAGACCUUUUGACCUUGGCUGAGCUCGAUUUAUAAUAUGCCACAGAUUUACCUAAAAAAAAAUUAAGUGAAAUCUUGUUUGAUUCUUCUUAAUGUAAAA